CGAAAACUUCCGUGAUUUCAUAGAAUAUCUGGGUUUAUGCUUUUGGCAAUCAUAAACUGUACAAAAGCUCGUUUAUCUCCAUGUUCGAGAAUGAAAACACAUUCGCCAUGUUUCUUCCUAACUUUUCAUGAAACAAUACACUAAUAAAUCGAUGACUCUGCAAAUCGAAUGUGUUAUGCAGACAUCAAUUCAUCAAAUUCACAAAAACAUGGCGAAGACAAAACACAUUUCCCCCUAUUCAAAAGGAGAUAAUACUGAAAAGAUUGAAAAAUACUGCAUAACGGUUGCACACGUGAUUCUGGGCCCAGUUCUAAUUGCUGCAGGCCCGAGUCAAGAGGCCAUCUCUGUUUCGCGACAAGACUCUCGACUGAAAGCUGCCGAGUUGAAGGAUCACAAGUCCAACGAAGGGUCGGCCCUUCUACUGUUGGGCUCUAUUUCCCCGAAGUGAAUCCGCCUCCAGGAGACCCUUUUGCAAUGCAACGAUAAUGAUCAGACUUUCAGUACUUAUUUAAAUUAAGGUGGCUCAUUCUUUAGUAAAAAUUAAUUAACCAUCAUUGUUUUCAAUUUGAAAACUUUGGGGAUAUCGACACUGACAAAAUUGACUACCUAUUCAUUGCAUUGUAGCAGUAUUUAGGCCUUAUUGAAAUCAUGAUACAGCAACUAUUCAAUCCGAUACAUGAAUCGAUACGUUCAGUUCACCAUUGAAACGCGAAAUUGGUAUGUUCACGGUUACUUACCGUGGAUUAUGCU
Phaedon cochleariae (mustard beetle) is the source of this 750-nucleotide messenger RNA. NCBI's taxonomy places the organism in Eukaryota, Metazoa, Arthropoda, Insecta, Coleoptera, Chrysomelidae. The record is from the annotation of a GenBank genome assembly.